AUGCCUCCAAGCCAGUAUCAUAAGCCAGAAACUGCCUUGACCAAGGCGAGAGAACUUAUAAAAUGUGACAAAAAAGCAAAUGCUUUAGAAAUUCUAUACGAAGUGAUGCGUGUUCGUCGACCUAAACAAUGGCAAAAAGUGUUGGAAGAAUUAAUGAUGUUGUUUGUGGAACUUUGCGUGGAACUUCGUAAGAAUAUGCAUUUUAGAAAAGCAAUUUAUCAUUAUAAAAGUAUGAGUGUCACGGAAAAUACAAUUUCACUUGAACAAGUUAUACGUUACUAUUUAAAUCAAAUUAAAAGUAAAACAGAAGAAGCACAAGAAGUAUCAAAAAGUGCUAUUAUGGAAAUUGAAGAUUUAGAUAUAUUAGAAACUCCAGAAAGUCUCAUGUUGAAUGCAGUCAGUAUGGAAGGUACACAAGAUCGAUCUGCAAGAACAAUUCUAAUGCCAUGGUUGAAAUUUCUAUGGGAUUCUUAUCGUCUAGUGUUAGAUUUAUUGCGUAGUAAUUCUAAAUUAGAAAAAUUAUAUCAUGAAGUAGCUCAUGAUGCUUAUAACUUUUGUUUAAAGUUUGGUCGAAAAACUGAAUUCAAAAAACUCUGUGAAUUGAUUCGACAACAUACACAAAAAGUUCAAAAUCAACCACAACCGAAUGCACCGAAUGCUAUUAAUUUAAACAAUGCCGAAACACAAACAUUACAUUUGGAGACAAGAUUAAGACAAUUAGAUUGUGCUAUGGAAUUAGAUAUGUAUAAUGAAGCAUUUAAAACAGUUGAAGAUAUUUGGAGUUUUAUGAUGAUUUCACGUAUCCAUGCUAUGCCUUCAUUAAUGACUAAUUAUUAUUCAAAAACAGCGGAACUAUUUCGACGAUGCGGUAGUCAUUUAUAUCAUGCAGCUGCAUUACACAAACUUUAUACAUUAUAUCGUGAUCAAAAAAAGAAUUUGACACGUGAAGAAUUAUCGAAUAUUGGAUCACGUGUACUUUGUGCCACUGUAGCUAUCCCACUGCCGAAUGCUAAAGUGAAUGCGGAUAAAUUUCUAUCUGGUGAAUAUACUAUUAUGAAACAGAAAACACUUGCUGGACUUUUAGGUCUUAUUCAAGUACCAACUCGUCAAAGUUUAAUACGUGAUCUAGUACGGCAUAAAGUACACACAGUUGUUCCAUUGAAUUUGGCUAAAUUGUAUCAAGUGUUAGAAGCAGAUUUUCAACCAUUGAAACUAUGGGAACUUGUUCAACCAGCACUUGCACAUAUGACUACUACGGCAAAUCUUCAAGUGUACAUUACGCAAUUGCAUGAUGUAAUUGUAGCCAAAACAUUGUUACAAUUAUCACAAGUUUAUCAAAGUCUGAAUUUUGAUGAAUUUGUUAAAUUGUGUCCAUUUAUGGAACCGAUUCGAUUGGAAAGAAUUGUGAUUGAAUUAAUUCAUAAUUUAGAAUUACCUAUACGUGUGAAUCAUUUACAACAAGCGAUAUUUUUUGAUAAAUUCACUGAUUUAGGCAUAAGUCAAUGUGAAUAUGGUGGACAGUUAGUAUCACAGUCAACCCAUGUAAAUGAUCCCGACAAAUUGUCUCGUCAAUUGACAAUGUUUGCUCAAGUGAUGCAACAAAUCACUGAUAUACUAGAAGUCGGCCAAUCAUUAUCUAAUUGUCGACGUGCCCUUGUAAAUGAUUAUCGAAAAAAUGAAAAAGCUAUACGUAGUGAAUUACUGAAUCGACGUUGUUUAAUUGAAGCACGAAAAGAAGAAAUUGAAACGUAUCAUUGUAAACGAGAUCAAUACUACAGUAUUGUUGAAGCAAAACGUCAAGCUGAACAAGAACGUUUAUUAAAAGCAGAAGAAACUAAUUUAGCCAAUGAAGCAAUACAACGUGAACGUAUGAAAACGGAAGAUGAAAAAACUCGUCUUAAACUAAGAAUGGCACGUACCAGUUUGAAAAUGUUUUUAGAUUUGAAAAUCGACACAAAAUUGGAUUUGAAAGAAUUAACUGAAGAACAAUUGGAAAACUUUGAUGCUGAUAAACUUAUCAAUAAACAAAAACAAGAAGUAAAGAAAAAACGUAAAGAAUUAGCUGAAAAAGCUAAAACAAUGGCAAAAAAAUUAGACUAUUAUACACGUGCAUGUCGUAUUGAAGAAAUUCCCCUACUACAAGCAAACAUUGAACCAGAAGCUAUGGAAUCACGUCAAUUAUUUGAACAAAGUGUUCGAGAAAUUGAAGAACUUUCAAAAGCUGAACAUACACGACUGUUGAAAGAACGCAAUCGAUUAAUUCGAAUGAAACCCGAUGUUCAGCGUCUUGUUAGUCAAUUAAAAGAAGCUCGUGAUAAUCGUUAUCGAGUUAAACUAGCCGAAUGGGAAGCUUUGUGUGAUCAAACACGAUCGGAAAGAUUAGCUGAAAGAAGAGCUAAACAUGAAGCUGAAUUAGAAGCGGAGGCACGUCGUCGAGCUGAACAAGAAGCUAUAGAACGUGAAGAACAAAGACAACGUGAACUAGCUGAAGAAGCGGAACGUCAAAAACGUGAACAAGAAGCUAAAGAAGCAGCAGAACGUGAAGCUGCACGACGUGAAGAAGAGGCCAAAUCAUGGAUACGUGGUGAUAUUAGAAAAGAUGAAGCUGUUGUAUCAGUUAGUGCUUUUGGUCGAAAUCGUCUAUCGGAAAUUCCUGCCAGUGCUGGUAACGCUUUUCGUGACUACCGACGUGACGAUCAAUCGAAACAAUCAGAUUUUAAUCGGUUGUCAAGUGGUAAACGAGUUGGUUUCGAUAAUACACCACCGCUUCGUAGCGAUCCUUCGAAAGAUACUUGGAGUCGAGGUGGACCACGAAAGACUAUCGCUUCUGAAUUCGAUUCAUUUUCACAUGAUGAUGAUUCUGGUAAUGCUGGUGGUUGGACUCAGGUUGGACCACGUCGAGAAACUGAACGAACAAGACCAUUCGGUCGAGGUGGUGGUACAAUGGGUAGUUCAUUCAAUCGAUCAUUUAAAAAUUCCGAUAUGGACACCGGUGGUUCAACUCCUUGGCGUAGAGAAGGUCCAAAUGCCCCAGUCGGGAAUUCAAAAGUGUUUGAAGAAAUGCGAGGUGGUAAUGUAAAACGACCGUUUGGUGGUUCAGGAUUUCCUUCACGAAUUUCUAGUGGAUUAUCUGACGACAGGAAGUAA
Schistosoma turkestanicum is the source of this 3147-nucleotide messenger RNA. Lineage: Eukaryota; Metazoa; Platyhelminthes; Trematoda; Strigeidida; Schistosomatidae. The record is from the annotation of a GenBank genome assembly.